Messenger RNA from Jaculus jaculus (lesser Egyptian jerboa), 492 nucleotides. It is a transcript of the gene Ferd3l, whose product is annotated as Fer3 like bHLH transcription factor. NCBI's taxonomy places the organism in Eukaryota, Metazoa, Chordata, Mammalia, Rodentia, Dipodidae. Gene Ontology annotation, biological process: regulation of transcription by RNA polymerase II; developmental process. The transcript has a single exon. Gene Ontology annotation, molecular function: protein dimerization activity; RNA polymerase II transcription regulatory region sequence-specific DNA binding; DNA-binding transcription factor activity, RNA polymerase II-specific. The record is from RefSeq and is a predicted model, not a curated record. The coding region runs from base 1 to 492 and encodes 163 amino acids.
AUGGCUGCCUAUCUAGAGAGCUGCGUGGACCCCACGGUGCUGGACUUCGUGGCAGAUUUGUCUCUGGCUUCCCCAAGACAUCCUUUUCUCAGCGACUUCCCACCCAACGUGCCCUUGGUGGAGCUCAGAGAGGGAAGACCCAGGAAACUGACAGCGUUCGGAGACAGGGGCUCUGCAGAGAACGAAGGAGCUGAAGAGGACGGGGGGGAGGAGGAGGAGGAAGAAGAGGGUCGUGGGAGGGUAGGCACCCUACUGGGCCGUUCCAGAAGGAAAAGAGUGAUCACCUACGCCCAGCGCCAGGCUGCCAACGUCCGUGAGAGAAAAAGGAUGUUCAACCUCAACGAGGCCUUCGACCAGCUGCGCAGGAAAGUGCCCACUUUUGCUUACGAGAAGAGGCUGUCCCGGAUCGAGACCCUGCGCCUGGCCAUCGUCUACAUCUCCUUCAUGACUGAGCUCUUGCAGAGCUGCGAGAAGCAGCCUGGGAGCUGCUGA